AUGCAGCUACAAGCGGAUCCAAGGGAGAAGCUAGGGUCGUCUUCGAGUAAACCAGGAUCUAGCGAUCACUCGGCGCAUAUCCUUUCACUAUUUCCAUAUCUCCCAGAACUAUCCCUUCGUUAUCAGGAACGGACCCCGCUCCUGCAUAGACGGUUCUGCGUUCGGAACUGCGAAAUUCCUGUGGGCUGCAAUGAUUACGAACUUAGCCCUACUCCCCUGGUUACAAACCAGGAGCACAUCCCUUUCGACCCAUCUAAAGUGCUUUCCGAGCAUUUGGAUGAGCUCAGCGACAAACUAUUUACGUUAUUUCCUGUGUGCGAUGUCUGGAUUGAUCGAGCCUGGACGCCAAGUGCGUUCCUUGCCAAAAUUGGCGGCCGAGACGAGAAUUUGGGAAGAACGACGCCAGGAUGCAGUGAGUACAAUCUGAGGCGUCGCAGGAUGAUGCGAGCAUUACCAAGCGGUGCGAUAGUUGUAGCACGGCGAGGCAUCAAGAAACCUCCGAGCUCGAUUGAGCUGAUUGAGAUCAUCUUAGCCUUCUAA
Messenger RNA from Cantharellus anzutake, 540 nucleotides. RefSeq lists its product as uncharacterized. The transcript has a single exon. The coding region runs from base 1 to 540 and encodes 179 amino acids. The record is from RefSeq and is a predicted model, not a curated record. Lineage: Eukaryota; Fungi; Basidiomycota; Agaricomycetes; Cantharellales; Hydnaceae.